AUGGUACGAGUGAAAAGUAGAUAUUUAUUGAUUCAUGCAGUACCUUCAGGAAUUGGUGAACCAAUUGAUAUUGCAAAAGGAGAGUUUCAAACUCUAAUCGUUGCUGGUGUUAGACAGUUAUAUGGCAUUUUUGGUGCAGGUUGUUGUUUGAAAACUGGAAUAAUUUAUACAAACUGGUUAAAGACGGGAAUAGUUAUAAUAAAGUGUAGAUUUGAACGACUUAAUAUGAUUAAAACAACAAUGAAAUAUUUUGGUUCAGAACGUUUACCAUUUCCAUUUAAAAUGAAUGUUGUUCAUGUUAGUGGAACAAUUCGCUCAUGUAAACGUGAAGCAAUCAAAUACGAUAGUAGAGCAACCUUUUAA
Molecule: messenger RNA, 363 nt
Organism: Entamoeba histolytica HM-1:IMSS
Lineage: Eukaryota; Evosea; Mastigamoebida; Endamoebidae
Exons: 2
Coding region: 1-363 (120 amino acids)
Biological process (GO): tRNA 5'-leader removal
Cellular component (GO): ribonuclease P complex
Molecular function (GO): ribonuclease P RNA binding
Source: RefSeq, a predicted model, not a curated record